CGUCGAUGUAUUGUCGAUAACCUCACGCAACGCAAAGGCAAGAGAGUCAAAAGAGUGGACUUGGACUCAGUGGACGGGGUGACGGGACAGUCCACGAAUUGUCACACGGGUGACUCCGGGCGAUCGUUUCCAAUGUUCGUAGGCUUUUGUAUCUUUGUAGAACGAAACGGCGCGAUCGUUCGUCGAGCUCCCGAUCGCGCGCCAUAUACCGGGAAGGAUAAAUGCGCCCGAUAGAAGGGAGUGUCCGAGCCGCGAAGUGGCCUCCUAGAAUCGUCAGAGGGUUCGUCGUUUGCUAGCGUCGACGAGGAAGGGAACGAGGAAGGAGAGAGAGAAAGGAAGAGGGCAGCGGAAACGCGUCGACGAGGACCCCGAGCGCGCGACCCCACGGUCGCGGCUGCACACGACCGAGGAAAAAAUGACCGUCAUGGAUUUCUUCGGUUGCGCCUGUCUGGCCUUCGGCCCGCCACUAGCCAUGUUCACCUUCACCGUCGCCGCCGAGCCCAUUAGAAUCAUCAUCCUGAUCGCCAGCGCCUUCUUCUGGCUCAUCUCCCUGCUGCUGUCGUCGACACUCUGGUACGCCGUCGUUCCGCUGCAGGACCACCUCGCGUUCGGCCUGGUCUUCUCCGUAUUGUUCCAGGAAGGCUUCAGGUAUUUGUUGUACUGGGUGCUGCGCAAAGCCGAAAGGGGCCUGGAGAAAGUUACAACGACCCACGUGGCUGACAGCAGACACGUGUUCGCUUAUGUCUGCGGCUUGGGGUUCGGCUUCAUGAGCGGCUCCUUCGCCCUAGUCAACGUCCUGGCCGACGCGGUUGGGCCCGGCACCAUGGGACUUCGGCAGGGUACCGAAUACUUCUUCAUAAUAUCGGCCGCCACCACUCUGUGUUUCAUCCUCCUGCACACGUUCUGGGGCGUCAUCUUCUUCUCGGCCCUGGACAAGAGAAACUGGGGACAGAUCGUCUGGGUGGUUGCGUCGCAUCUGGUCGUCUCGUGCAUGACCUUGCUCAAUCGCUAUCAGGCGUACGUGGCCAGUCUACUGUCCGCUUACAUAGUACUGGUAAUAACGGCUGCGCUCGCGUUCAAGAUCGUCGGUGGACACGCGCAGUCCUUAAUCCUAUGUUUCCGAAGAAACUGAAAGCCCCCCGAAGGUUACUUAAUUCGUGCGCCAACACGUUCGUAGUUAAAUUAAGAGAUCCAUCUCCGACGGACACGAGCGUCGUAAAACGGCAAACAUACUUUCGCUUUACAUGCUAAUAUCUAAGAGAAAAAUCGUUCGUCGCUUCAUUGCGCGAUACGCGUGGAGACAAUGAGCAGGAUACUCUUUUCAUUCGGAUUAUUAAGCAGAAUACGAAGCGUUGAUAUGCAAUAUUAUUAAUAAAUUUUGUACGGCGAUGUGUGCUCCAUUAUCCAAAUUCGAUACAGUUUACGACACAUCCGAUACGUUGACCAACUGCAGUCGCAUGUUUUGAAACUAACAUAUUUCGAAGCGUAUUUCCCACCGUGAAACGCCCUGCAAUUAUUUUUUUCUCGUAAAAGGCUCUAGCACAGGAUAUUUCGGUCAAGCUGCUAGUCCGUCCCUUAAUCCAUCGAAACAAUUGUAUGAAACAGAAUAAUCUCUAACAAUCCGGUUCGGAUCCGGAUAACGUCGAAGUGUACAUUAUCCCUUUACAUCUUAGGACUAUUGUUUCCUAUCGUAGCCGUGUUGAAUUGUGACGUCAGAAGCGAGGAAUCCGCGUACAUUUUCUUUCUUGCACCUUAUAUAUUAAAAUAAACUUUUUUUACGUUAUUACGCAAUUUUUUUCAAUUUAUAAAGCCAUCUAUCAUAAAAUCUAGUUUCAAAGUAUAGAGUACAUUUAAUUUAUAUAUGCGUUUAUUCUAAUGCAGGAUAAUGAAAGAAGUUUUUUUUCAAUCUGUAUUAUCGAACACACGGUGAUGGCACAAGUGAAUAUUGAUUUCUUUUAUGCAGUGCGAAUAAAGAGAAAUUCACACGAUUUUUCGCUUUAGCAUUGUAAUUUAAUAUGGCUACAGAGAGAAAACGGGAAACUAUAAAAAGGAAGAAAAAAAAUCUAAAAUGUGUAUGCGCGUGUACGUGUGUAUGUAUAUAAGUAUGUGUCUAUAAUGUAUGAUUAUUGCAUCAAAUGAGAUGUAUAUCUGUGCAACAAUUUGCGCCUUAAAAGGUGAAUUCCUUGAGUAUAUAUAGGUUAAAACAGAGAAACGAUACAGUCUAAGGAAUUGUUCGUUACUUUUUUUGUACACAAAAAGAGAAGAGGAGCUACCGAUGACAAGACAAUUACUGUGACACGUGCAUCUCUUGACAUUUACAUAUAAUUAAUUUAAUUUUCACUUAUCACAUCUCGCAGUCGUUUAUUAUUCAAAAUCAUAUUGCAUUUUGCAUGACAUUGAAAUGAAAACAAUUUUUGUAAAAUACCAGUUGUAUAAAUUACUGUUAUUGCUCUUUAGAUGUAAAAACUAUAUAUACCACAGUUUCAUAUAACAUAAUAUAUAAUAACGAUAAUUCCAGUUAUGUAAUUAAUUCACUAUGAAGAUAAAUUUACAAUGAAUUAUAUGUAAUUCUUUUCCUAUACAAAUUUGAAGUAUGCUGAAGUUUCACAUUUAUAUAUUCCACAUGUUUGAAUUAUUGAUCAUUUUUGUCAAUACGGUAUCUACGGAUGAAUAAUUGACGUAAUUCCAAAUAAUCCUAAAUCACAGUCGUAGAAAUAAAAUUUCAAUAGCAGUAAGUAAAAGUUUUUAAUAAUUAGAGGAGGUAAGGAACGAGAUUAGAUUUGUACAAAACUUCCUUGUCUCUUGAUAAAAUCAAAAAGCAUUUUAUCAAUAAAUCGUCUUGUAUUUUCUGGAUAAUUGAACUAUCUUAGAAAACAAAAUUACUGAUUCUAUCUUGAAAAAAAAAAA
Temnothorax curvispinosus is the source of this 2907-nucleotide messenger RNA. RefSeq names its product gamma-secretase subunit Aph-1 (gene aph-1). Gene Ontology annotation, molecular function: protein-macromolecule adaptor activity. Gene Ontology annotation, cellular component: endoplasmic reticulum; membrane; gamma-secretase complex. NCBI's taxonomy places the organism in Eukaryota, Metazoa, Arthropoda, Insecta, Hymenoptera, Formicidae. Gene Ontology annotation, biological process: Notch signaling pathway; Notch receptor processing; protein processing. The record is from RefSeq and is a predicted model, not a curated record. Bases 416 to 1132 code for a protein of 238 amino acids. The transcript is spliced from 2 exons.